Tuber aestivum (summer truffle) is the source of this 948-nucleotide messenger RNA. The record is from the annotation of a GenBank genome assembly. Lineage: Eukaryota; Fungi; Ascomycota; Pezizomycetes; Pezizales; Tuberaceae.
GGGCACAUGCAACUGAUGUCCCCCUACGCACUCAACCAACAAGACAAUCCGAAUGCAAAAUCGGGAAAAAUCGACUACGACUACUCCUCUCCUCUUGGCAAAUCCGGUGCGGAUUACCCAUGCAAGGGUCACCUCUCCGCCCUCACAGGGGCCGCCGGAGCUUCUGUGGCAACAUGGAAAGCGGGCAGCAUGCAAUCCUUCACCGUCAAAGGGGGGGCGAGCCACAUGGGCGGCAGUUGUCAGGCGUCGCUCUCCGAGGACAAUGGAAAAAACUUUCGUGUGAUGAAGUCAUACAUUGGUGGUUGCCCCGUCGCUGAUAAGCCUUUUACUUUCACGGUCCCCAAAGGGGCAAAGAGUGGUCCUGCAGUCUUUGCCUGGACUUGGUUUAACAACCAGGGGAACAGAGAGAUGUAUAUGAACUGUGCAUCUGUUACGAUCACCGACGGUGGGAGUGGAAUGGGAGCGUCGUAUCCUGACAUUUUUCGGGCAAACAUCGGGAAUGAAUGCACUACUCAGGAGGGUAUGGACGUGGCUUUCCCCAACCCCGGGAAAGAUGUCGAAAUGGCAUCCACCAGAAUGGCACCCCCUGUCGGCAAUUGCGGCCCGGCCGGACCUGGACCGGCUGAAACGGCGGCGAUGAGCACGGUGAGUACAACCGUAACUAACAGCCCCGCGUAUGGCCCCGCGGGGGAUGCCAAGGCACCCAAGACUAUCCUACCAACGAAGGCUGCUGUGGGCGCUAUCCCUCCAUCUAAGGCCGCAGAAGUAAAACCCGCUGUGUCCUCCGGGACUGCGGUGACCGUGAAGACAUCGCCGGCCCCUACCAGGAGCGCUCAGCCUCCUCUCGAAAGCGUUGGGAGGGCGACCCCCUCUUCCGUAUCAACUCCUAAGAAGGGGUGUAGCUGUGUCUGCGGUGGAUACUCUUUUCAAUUCUCACCGGACGAGUUG